Messenger RNA from Anopheles funestus (African malaria mosquito), 2072 nucleotides. RefSeq lists its product as uncharacterized. Lineage: Eukaryota; Metazoa; Arthropoda; Insecta; Diptera; Culicidae. The transcript is spliced from 3 exons. The coding region runs from base 1701 to 2072 and encodes 123 amino acids. The record is from RefSeq and is a predicted model, not a curated record.
GUCCAUCUCUUUUCUAUCUGAGUGUGUGUGUGUGUUUGUUUUUGUUUUUGGUUCUUCUCUUUUCUACUUCUCGUCACCGAUAACCAAUGUUGGCCAUAUUAUCACCAGUAUCGAGCGUAGCGUUUGACAGCGGAUGUGUUUUGUUUGAAUUCUUCCGACUAUUUUCCACCAUGAUUUUUUUUUGCGUUUACCAUGGUCGAUGACCUGUUCCUAUUGUCUCUGUAGAGAGAUUGACACCAUUUCCGAUAUCGUUUAUCUCUUUUGUUAUCAUUCUCUCUCUCUCUCUCUCUCUCUCGCUCUAUGUCUCUCUUCGACUGUCUAUUUUGAUUGAAUCCUUUCCAUUAGUAUCUCUUUCGAUCCCUGUUCAACUGUUAGUUUCCUUUUAGUCAUACCUCUUCAAACAUACUGAUUAGAAAAGAAACAAACACUACCAAAAAUGUGUCCUUCUGCCUUCUAUACACUGCAAACACAUUUCGGUCUGAUACUAUUCUACUCAACACUACUGCAUCGGUGUGAAUUAACCUUUCGUCUCUUCGUCUCUCUGCCUGCUACUUAAACUAUUCUCCAUCUCUCUCCCUCUCUCACUCUCACUCUCGCUCUCUUAGUCUGUCUCAAGUUAAGGAUCUCCUUCACACAAUGUGUGCUUCUCUUUCUCUCUCUCUCUCUCUCUCUCGCUCGGUUGCUGUCAACCUUCUUUCACUGUCGUGUGUUGGUUCUGUUUUGCACUAGUGAUUUUUUUUACUACAUCUUAACACUUGGUUUCUAGUCUCUUCUGCUGCUGUACCUCCUCCUGAGCAUCUUUAGAGUGAGCGUUUAUUGGUUUUUUGUUAUCUUGGUGUGUUACUUUUUUCCUCUCCUAUUCUAGUGUUUACUAGAGCACACCACAAGCUGAUGGUUUGUAAUUUUUUGUUUGAUUUUAUCUUCCUUGUUUUUCAUUGUGAUAAGCAUUAAUUUGAGUUUUUUUUUGCAAUCGACUUACAAAAAAGUGCUGGUUGCUCAAUAGAUUUCGGCUUUAAAGCUAUUGUGUCUUUCGCUUGAGCCUUGUCUCAGAGUAUUUUAAAUGCAUUUUGUGAACUCUUUCAACAAGCGCUUAUAGUUUUUCUAUGCUUUAAAAUAUUUGUCUAAUAUAGAAAAUAGUAACAACAUAAUGUUACUACCUGUCAAUUCAAUUGUUUUCAAAAAGAGCAAAACCUAGUUUAAAAAAAAUCUUGUAAUGUUAUAUUUAUCAAUUAUUUAAUGUUUUUACUGGACCAAGCAUAGCUAUCUUCAAACUGUUUUGGAUUUUGAUAUGAGAUGUUUAUACAUUAAUAUCAACACAAUUUUCUCAAAACUAAACUAAACCCAAACUAAAGUGACUUAUUUAGACAAUGAUUAUUCUUUCCCUUCUGUAUAAGUUUAUAAAUCUCUCGACUGCUUUGUAGUGGACACUAGAAAGUAAAAGUACAUACAUACUUUUAAAUCGAAAACAUAAACCGGGAUCGAGAAGAGUUAUUUGCUUAUAUUUUUAAUUCUUCAUGCAUAUUCUUCAGACAAAGUAUUUUGUAGCCUGUCUAUUCUUCAUUGCAUUUUUGUGGCAUAAAAACUAAACUCAUCGUAACAAAAAUUUAUGAAAAAGCAUAAAGUUGAUUGGUAGAGAAAUUUAUCAAUUCUUUAUCGACAAUCAGAUAUAAGAAAAAACUUUCCUCAGAUACCAGAAGCGAAUGGAGCAAACUUAUCGUAUGCAAAGUAUUCAAACCCUCCUAUCAGAUUUACCCUUUCCUUUCUCUUUCUUCUUUCUUCCAAUCACCCUCAACCAUCGCUGCAACUUCAACUCGAAACGAAACAACCAAAAUAAACCGCAGGAUUCCGAACCUGGACUGGAACGUUUCACCAUGUUGCACUUUCAAACCCUGCGGCGUUGGAUGUACAUUGGUUGUGUUGGGAAACUUAAAGAACACACGAGUUGCAUACCACGCUGCGAUAGCUGCAGUCUGCUGGACCGUUGCUUCCAGUGUCCACUGUCCCGGCACUCGGAGUCGCGCGAGUGCGGCUGUCAGUUCGCGCUGCUGCACCGGGCGGACACGGACAGCUAG